UUUUGUAAGAGGACGAGUAGAGUCGAGUCGGGAUGGGGAACGGGUUGACAACUGAGCAAAAGAACAGGGAGUCAUUUGCACAACACAAGAGUCUGACCGGUACACAGAGGAAAACGUUUGGGAAUCGAAAACUAAGAAGGAGUCCGACUGAUGUGACGUGGAGAAGUCAUUUUCAAAGCACUGAUGUGACGACUGAUGAUAGAAAUUUUGGGCAAACGAACAACUUGGCGACUGGACAGAAGGCGAUUGAUUCUGAACAACCAAGCAAUUUAGCAACUGAGCAAAGGAGUGAUUCUGGACAACAGAGCAACAAUGCAACAGCUGAGCAGAAGUGUUAUGACCCAAAGGACACCACAUUUAUUUUCGUCGAUGGAGAAGACGACCACGAUUUUGAGUGCGAUGACUUCAAGUCUCGCAGAGCGAAGAUGUCCUGCGGUCAUACCGUCACCCCCAUGUCUCUCACCAACUGGUGUAAACGGCUGUUGGGUCAGGGUGAAAUCAGAUUUGUGUGUGGCCAACCCGGCUGUGAUGUUGAGUGGCCGUAUGACGAGGUGUGGAAAAUGGCUCUUCUGACCCCCGAAGAAAUGGAAAACUUUGAAAGGAAAAUGUUCAGUAGAGCUGCUAAAGAAUACUUGGACGUCAAAUCAUGUCCCGGCUGCAAGAGUUUUGUGGAGCGGAGAAACGUGUAUAAUCUGAGGGUCCACUGCGUAAUGUGCAAAGCUGAAAAGAAAAGGGCCUUUUCAUUCUGCUGGCAGUGUCUGGAGGAAUGGAAAGGUCCGGCUCCCCGUUCAGACCGCUGUGAAAAUAGAGACUGCCAGAACCCACUGGACAUACUGAGAAACUGCCCAGACAUCACCUUUGAGCGUUUGAGGGGGGUGUCCGGCUGCCCCUCCACCCGGGCCUGUCCCACCUGUGGUUUGCUGGUGGACCAUAACAAAAAAGGAUGUAAAUACAUCGGAUGUCAACGAUGUAAUGUGGUGUUCUGUUUUGUUUGCCUAAAACUAACCAAAGAGUGCCUGGAGCAGGAGGGAAGUUCAUUCUUCGUUUGUUGUCCGGUUGCCCCCAGACAGACCACCAUAACCGUGUGGCAGAGGAAAUAG
This is a messenger RNA of Notothenia coriiceps (black rockcod), 1100 nucleotides long. Its product is annotated as E3 ubiquitin-protein ligase ARIH2-like. NCBI's taxonomy places the organism in Eukaryota, Metazoa, Chordata, Actinopteri, Perciformes, Nototheniidae. The record is from RefSeq and is a predicted model, not a curated record. The transcript has 5 exons. Bases 33 to 1100 code for a protein of 355 amino acids.